Molecule: messenger RNA, 708 nt
Organism: Clunio marinus
Lineage: Eukaryota; Metazoa; Arthropoda; Insecta; Diptera; Chironomidae
Source: the annotation of a GenBank genome assembly
AUGGGAAAUGCUUUCCUGAUUGGACCCAAGCCAAAAGCUGAAAAUUUCUUCUUAACAUUCCUGAUACAGCUGAGAUUUAUGCGACAGUGUUAUCGAGAAAAUCCAUUCAAGUUUAUUAUUACUUUAAACCACGCCGGAACAUUGGUGUUAGCUACGGGAAGCUCGAGUAAAGCAGAUUCAACCACCAUUAAAAAAACAGGAAAUGUUGAUACACCGAGAAGAAGGUUUGUUUUGUUUUUGAGACAGAAGAUAAAUAAACAAACUAUUGGGGCACCGAUGGGAUGCAAGCUUGAUAAAAAGAGGCGAGAUGUUGAUUUAUCAAAGAGAGAAGACAAUAAAAGUCAAGAGAAAGCAGUAAAUGUGAAAAGUGAUGAAGUAAUAAAGAGUAGAGUUCAAAUUUAUUCUUACAAUGGAUGGAAAUUUGAAGAAUCACACAUUGACUUUACUGGUCAUGCUUUUGGUGCUGGUGUUGUUAGAUUGCGAGCUUUUGAUCACAUCAUAAAUGAAACAACAACUAUUGUGAUCGCUAAUCAAGAUUCAUUUGAUGAGACUUGGAAUGUUUAUACGGCCCUUUAUGAAACGGCAAAUGACUCAACAAAGCUUCACGAAAGCAUUUCGAAAUGGUGCGUUAAUGCGCAAGAACGACUAUACAGCUUUAAUGUUGAUGACACAAAUAAUGUUCUUAAUUCAGUUCUUUCAAUUCAAUAA